Messenger RNA from Prionailurus viverrinus (fishing cat), 1777 nucleotides. RefSeq names its product artemin (gene ARTN). The record is from RefSeq and is a predicted model, not a curated record. The transcript is spliced from 5 exons. The coding region runs from base 292 to 960 and encodes 222 amino acids. Lineage: Eukaryota; Metazoa; Chordata; Mammalia; Carnivora; Felidae. Gene Ontology annotation, molecular function: receptor tyrosine kinase binding; glial cell-derived neurotrophic factor receptor binding; growth factor activity.
CACCGGAUGGCGGCGGGCAUGAGGCUGCUGAGGGAUGGAGUUGGGCCCGGCCCCCAGACACGGCUCAGGGGCUCGGCCAGCAGCAGGUCCCUCAGGCCCCAGCCUUCACUGCGUCCCGGACCCGGAGCCCUGCACCUCGGGCACAGACUGGCUGCCAAGGCCACGCUUUUGGCUGAAAGAGGCGCUGCCAGGUGCACAGCCUUGGGCAUGAGCCUUUUAAGCUGCGGGGAAAAGCCCAGCACUGGUCCCAGGAAAGGUGCCUAGAAGAACACGGAACAGGACCCCAGUGAGAUGGAGCCCAGAUGUGGAGGCCCUUCUGUGCUGCCCCACUGGCCCCAGCUUGGGCGGCAGUCUGCCCUGUGGCCAACCCUGGCCGCUCUGGCCCUGCUGAGCAGCGUCGCCGAGGCCUCCCUGGGCCCCGGGCCCCGCAGCCCCGCCCCGCGCCUCGGCCCCGCCCCGGCCCCGGCGGCCCCCACCGGCCACCUGCCGGGGGGCCGCCAGCCUCGCACGUGCGGCGGAAGAGCUCGGCGGCCGCCGCCCCAGCCUCCCCGGCCCGCGCCCCAGCCACCUGCGCCCUCGCCCGCGCCUCCCCGCGGGGGCCGCGCGGCGCGGGCCGGCCGUGCGAGCUGGGGGAGUCGCGCGCGGACCGCGGGGGCGCGGGGCUGCCGCCUGCGGUCGCAGCUGGUGCCGGUGCGCGCGCUCGGCCUGGGCCACAGCUCCGACGAGCUGGUGCGUUUCCGCUUCUGCAGCGGCUCCUGCCGCCGCGCGCGCUCCCCGCACGACCUCAGCCUGGCCAGCCUGUUGGGCGCCGGGGCCCUCCGGCCGCCCCCGGGCUCGCGCCCCGUCAGCCAGCCGUGCUGCCGACCCACACGCUACGAGGCCGUCUCCUUCAUGGACGUCAACAGCACCUGGAGGACCGUGGACCGCCUUUCCGCCACUGCCUGCGGCUGCCUGGGCUGAGACCUCGCUCCAGGGGUUUGCGGACUGUACCCCUACCCGCGGAUCCUCGAACCUGGGGCCUUCUCGCAGGAGCCCGCGGGCCGGCGGGUGGGGGGCCCUGGGCCAGAGAUGGAGGCCUCAGCCAGGUGAGUGAUGGCUAUCAGCCCUGGAGAGAUGGAAGGACGACUGACCUGCGGCCCCAGGGUCCUCGCCCUGCAAGUCCCAGCCCUGCAGGCACCAGACAACCUCAGCUGUGGAGACCUUAGGACCCACUUCUCACAGACUCUGGCACUGACCCGGCCACGGACCCAGGACUCCUCCUCUGGAGAACUCAGCAGCUCUGAAGUCCCAGCCUCAGCCCAGGCCCUGGGGGGUAUGGAAUUGGAGGAGACACAUUGCUGACAUGGGCCUGUACUCUUUCGUGGUUGCUGGACCCCUAUUUAUUAUUCCUAAGUUAUUUAUUUACUUCUGUGGUUUGUCACAUCCUUUCCUGGGCAGUGGGGCUGGAUGGGUAAAAGCAGCUGGAUGGAGAUCAUGCGCUGGCCAUUCCACUCACUUCAGGCUGACUCAGCAAUCACAGGCCUGUGAUCUCCCAUUGCUUGCCCCCCCACCCAGCAGCUCUGGGACACCGGGCAUAGAACACAGGCAGAGUGGGUGGCAAAGGUGUGUUCACCAGUCCUGAAAGGGCAGCUCACACCCCCCUGCACAGUCCCCAGCACUUGGGACCUGUAGUUACUGGUGGAGAAAACUCUAUCCCUGUGACAUCAGGCAUCCUGGGGGCCUCACAAUGUGUAAUGACACAGAAAACCACACAUUGGCCCACCCCACUGUCACUAAU